AUGACGUCCCUCCCCGACGAGACCCUACGUAAGAUCCUGAUUCAGAUACAGCAAACGGCCGUCCAGUCUCAGAAAGCCCUGAACUUGUCGAUACAGCAGACCGCGUCCAAAGAGCGUGAACGUAGGAUUUUCCAGCUUACGAUAGACGAAAUCAGUCACAUAAAAGGCGAUGUGAAUCUUUAUAAAGGCGUUGGGAAGAUGUUCAUGCAUGUCCCCAGAACUGUAAUGGAAGACCAACUCAAGAAGGAAGAGAAAGAACUAUCGGAUGACAUCUCCAGCCUCAAUAAAAAGUCAAAAUAUCUCGAAAAGCAGUUCAAUGAUGCUCAGGCUCAACUACGUGAUAUCUUCCAUCACGCACCGAAACAGCAAUAG
This is a messenger RNA of Cyclocybe aegerita, 372 nucleotides long. Lineage: Eukaryota; Fungi; Basidiomycota; Agaricomycetes; Agaricales; Hemipholiotaceae. The record is from the annotation of a GenBank genome assembly.